Carya illinoinensis is the source of this 1551-nucleotide messenger RNA. RefSeq lists its product as uncharacterized. The record is from RefSeq and is a predicted model, not a curated record. Lineage: Eukaryota; Viridiplantae; Streptophyta; Magnoliopsida; Fagales; Juglandaceae. Bases 973 to 1392 code for a protein of 139 amino acids. The transcript has 3 exons.
AAACACUUUUGCAUCUGUGUGACAAUGCUAUUACAGCUUGUUUCCGGUAGCUUUUUAAUGGUUUGACCAAAGAGUUUUAAGAAAAAAAGAUCUGCUCAAGUUCUUAAUGGAUUUUAAGUGUAAGAAAAAUAUACAUAUAAAAUGAGUGUUGUAGAAAAUAUAUCUCUAUAUCCAAAUGUUUUUCACUAUAUACCCACUAGAAUGUUGAGAAAGUGGUUUUAAAUUCUGAAUAGCUGUGUACCUUUUUGGUGCCUGCGGCUGCAAUGGACCUGAGUUUUGAUUACUUUUUAGAGAUAAGAGUAAAAGCAACCGCCAUCGAGUCAUAGGUCCCGAUAAGUGUAUUUUAUUUUUUUUUAAAUAUUUAUUUAAAAAAUAUUCACAGUAUUAUUAAAAAUAUUUUAUUAAUAAUUAACUAAAAAAGUUGCAUCCGACACAACUUCGGUAGUUUAGCAUUUCUGUUUUAGAGAAUCACAGCCUUAAAACAGUGCAGUAGGUGCGUGGUACCAUUGACAGUGUAAAAAUAAUAACUUUUUAUUUGUGUCCCUUUCUUUUUAUUGUAUUUUGUCCUUUUAUAUAUAUAAAUAUACAUGGUGGUUACAGGCUGAGUCAGAGCAUAGCCUAAAAAUUUGAAAAAAAGUGGGAAUGACGUCUGAGGCCCAAGUAAGGCAAAUAUGAGGUGUAUUGGUUAAGGGACCCGCCUUUUGGUCUCCCAAUUUAUGUUUCUAUAAACCCAAUUGGUCUCCAAAAGAUAUCACAAAAAGUUUUGUUGAGUCAGAGUCUUUGUUAAAUGGCUGUUUGAUUAAAUAAAAACCUUUUUGUUGGAAUAAAGGACGAGAAGAAAAAUUUGAGUUUUCGCACUUCAGAAUUCAGUGUGUAUCUCUAUCUAUCUAUUCAACAACUCAUGUUGUUGAAUAUGUACAUUCUCUAUCAGCUCAUAAAAAGGUACUGAAGUAUCCAACUCCAUCAUUGUCAAUGCUGUACAUGUUGUUGGUGAUUUCCCAGGACACUAAUCAAGUAAAAUACAGAAACACCAACCUUGAGAGUGAGGUUAAUGAACUGAAGGCUCAUGUUGCAGAGCUAUACUCUCAACUUAAACAUGGCAAAGAUGAAAAAACUAAACUAAAAGAGGCGAUUAAAAAAGUAAAGAAAAGGUAUGCGGCUUUGGAGGACAAACUAGAGAAGCUGUCAACAAACAUAGCUGAGAUGAAGACUGCAUCUUCGCAUCAUUCACUUAAUGCAGUACCGGUUGUCUUGUCGGAUGCCACCAUGCCUCAAUCUGAGACGGCAAGUCCGAAGAUGGAUGUUGAGAUUCCAAAUAAGGAGAAUGAUAUUGCUGCCUGCCUUGUUGUUUUGAUAAUUUUAGUUUCUAUUCUUGUUGGUAUCAAUCUGUAACGUCAAUACCAUGCAUUUCCUGUGAACUAAAAAUGUUGGGCGUCCAUGGUCAUGCAUCGAUGCUUUAAAUUUCUAAAGUUGUGUUUGGAUUGAAGAAUUUGAAUUUGGAUUUGGAUACCAAAUCAAUGCCAUGAUUUUAAGUUCCUUUUCUUUAAUCUA